Messenger RNA from Dendronephthya gigantea, 1114 nucleotides. RefSeq names its product ryncolin-2-like. Bases 109 to 969 code for a protein of 286 amino acids. The transcript has 6 exons. The record is from RefSeq and is a predicted model, not a curated record. NCBI's taxonomy places the organism in Eukaryota, Metazoa, Cnidaria, Anthozoa, Malacalcyonacea, Nephtheidae.
ACUAGAUAUGUUUGCACGUAAAUACUACUGCGGUUUCAAAAGCUUCAGUUAAUCUUAGACUGUUGACUUGAUAACAAAUCAGUAAAGGAAAAGAAACUCGAGGGUUUGAUGAUGUUAAAAUCACGUUCGUUCUUCCUCUGUUUUUGCUUCCUCUACGGAAUGCACAGCGCAACUGCGACUCAAAAUUGGGCUCGUAAAUCGGACGUAAUGGAAAUAAAGACAAUGUUGUCGAAAAUGAAAUCUGAGAUCUUACUGGAACUAAAGGAAACAAUGAGGAAAUCAGUCGUCUGCAUCACUGAUCCUAAUACACUGAAAGGUAAGAACUGCGCUGAUUUGUACAACAAAGGUAUAAGACAGAAUGGAGUUUACAAGAUUGACCCAGACGGCAAGGGCAGUUUCAAUGUUCGCUGUGAUAUGACGACAUCUGGUGGAGGAUGGACGGUGUUUCAACGUCGCCGUGAUGGCAGUGUUGACUUCUACCGAGGAUGGAAAGAUUAUAAACACGGCUUUGGUGAUUUGAACGGAGAAUUCUGGCUCGGACUUGACAAAAUCCACAGAUUAACAACGGCUUCUGGAAAUAAGCUUCGUAUCGACAUGGAAGACACUUCUGGGAACAGAAAGUACGCAGAAUAUGGUUUAUUUGCUGUGACCAGCGAGCGUCAGAAAUAUCAGCUUAGUCUUGGGACUUAUUCUGGCAAUGCUGGAGAUUCUUUCUCUGUUCACAAAGGAAGGUCGUUUUCAACAAAAGAUUCCGACAAUGACGGACAUGCCAUUAACUGUGCUGUCAAAUUUGUGGGUGCUUGGUGGUAUGAUGUCUGCCAUAGAUCCAAACUCAAUGGUCUGUAUCAUCAUGGUGCACACAGUUCAUUUGCUGAUGGUAUCAACUGGCGUACGUGGAAAGGGUAUUACUAUUCCUUGAAAUCAACAGCGAUGAAAAUCCGUCCGCGAGCAUUUGGCCUGAGGGCGUAACUAUCAUUACCCGCACUCUGCAUUAUUCAACAAUGAAAACGAACAUGUAACUCACUUUAAGGCUCACAAAAAUAUGAUUUAGGGAAGUUAGUUAAUCUUUGUUAGUGAAGUAAUUGUCGAUUUUUUCUUAAUAAAUCUUCUCAAU